Balaenoptera ricei (Rice's whale) is the source of this 2239-nucleotide messenger RNA. It is a transcript of the gene RASGRP2, whose product is annotated as RAS guanyl releasing protein 2. The record is from RefSeq and is a predicted model, not a curated record. Gene Ontology annotation, cellular component: plasma membrane. Bases 194 to 2020 code for a protein of 608 amino acids. Lineage: Eukaryota; Metazoa; Chordata; Mammalia; Artiodactyla; Balaenopteridae. Gene Ontology annotation, biological process: positive regulation of GTPase activity; Ras protein signal transduction. Gene Ontology annotation, molecular function: guanyl-nucleotide exchange factor activity; calcium ion binding. The transcript is spliced from 17 exons.
CCACCCGUCGCUUGCAGCUGCCCCUUUUCAUCUGGCCUCAUGGGGAGCCAGGCUUCCGGGGCCCCAGUCCCUCCUGUGUGAACUGGAGCUCGCUCUAUACCCAGACCUCGAGGCCCCUUCUCCAGGGGUCCGGUCCGAGCCCCGUGGAGGCUCUCGGAGCGCAGCUUGGCCCAGCCUACCCGCGCCGGAGGCCAUGGCGGGCACCCUGGACCUGGACAAGGGCUGCACGGUGGAGGAGCUGCUCCGUGGUUGCAUUGAAGCCUUCGAUGACUCCGGGAAGGUGCGGGACCCGCAGCUGGUGCGCAUGUUCCUCAUGAUGCACCCCUGGUACAUCCCUUCCUCUCAGCUGGCGGCAAAACUGCUGCACAUCUACCAACAAUCCCGGAAGGACAGCUCCAAUUCGCUUCAGGUGAAAACAUGCCAUCUGGUCAGGUACUGGAUUUCAGCAUUCCCAGCGGAGUUUGAUUUGAAUCCUGAGCUCGCUGAGCAGAUCAAGGAGCUGAAGGCUCUGCUAGACCAAGAAGGGAACCGCCGGCACAGCAGCCUCAUCGACAUCGAGAGCGUCCCCACCUACAAGUGGAAUCGGCAGGUGACCCAGAGGAACCCUGUGGAACAGAAAAAGCGCAAGAUGUCCCUGUUGUUUGACCACCUGGACCCCAUGGAGCUGGCAGCACAUCUCACCUACUUGGAAUAUUGCUCCUUUUGCAAGAUCCUGUUCCAGGACUAUCACAGUUUCGUGACUCACGGCUGCACCGUGGACAACCCUGUCCUGGAGCGAUUCAUCUCCCUCUUCAACAGUGUCUCGCAGUGGGUGCAGCUCAUGAUUCUCAGCAAGCCCACAGCCCCGCAGCGGGCCCUGGUCAUCACACACUUCGUCCACGUUGCAGAGAAACUCCUGGAGCUGCAGAAUUUCAACACGCUGAUGGCGGUGGUCGGGGGCCUGAGCCACAGCUCCAUCUCCCGCCUCAAGGAGACCCACAGCCACGUGAGCCCGGAGACCAUCAAGCUCUGGGAAGGUCUGACAGAACUAGUGACGGCCACUGGCAACUAUGGCAACUACCGGCGCCGGCUGGCAGCCUGCGUGGGUUUCCGCUUCCCCAUCUUGGGUGUGCACCUCAAGGACCUGGUGGCCCUGCAGCUGGCACUGCCUGACUGGCUGGACCCCACCCGGACCCGACUUAAUGGGGCCAAGAUGAAGCAGCUCUUCAGCAUCCUGGAGGAGCUGGCCAUGGUGACCAGCCUUCAGCCCCCAGUGCAAGCCAACCCCGACCUGCUGAGCCUGCUGACGGUGUCUCUGGAUCAGUAUCAGACAGAGGAUGAGCUCUACCAGCUGUCCCUGCAGCGGGAACCGCGCUCCAAGUCCUCGCCAACCAGCCCCACCAGCUGCACGCCGCCGCCCCGGCCCCCGGUGCUGGAGGAGUGGACCUCAGCGGCCAAACCCAAGCUGGAUCAGGCACUCAUGGUGGAGCACAUUGAGAAGAUGGUGGAGUCUGUGUUCCGGAAUUUCGAUGUCGAUGGGGACGGCCACAUCUCACAGGAGGAGUUCCAGAUCAUCCGUGGGAACUUUCCUUACCUCAGCGCCUUUGGAGACCUCGACCAGAACCAGGAUGGCUGCAUCAGCAAGGAGGAGAUGGUCUCCUACUUUCUGCGCUCCAGCUCUGUGCUGGGUGGCCGCAUGGGCUUCGUACACAACUUCCACGAGAGCAACUCCUUGCGCCCGGUCGCCUGCCGCCAUUGCAAGGCCCUGAUCCUGGGCAUCUACAAGCAGGGCCUCAAAUGCCGAGCCUGUGGUGUUAACUGCCACAAGCAGUGCAAGGAUCGCCUGUCAGUUGAGUGCCGGCGCCGGGCCCAGAGUGUGAGUCUGGAGGGGUCUGCACCCUCACCCUCACCCACACAUACCCACCAUCGCGCCUUCAGCUUCUCCCUGCCCCGCCCUGGCAGGCGAGGCUCCCGGCCUCCAGAGAUCCGAGAGGAGGACGUUCAGAUGGUGGAGGACGGCGUGUUUGACAUCCACUUGUAAUCGAUGCUGUGACUGGAUCAAGCACUCAUGCCUGCUUUGGAGAAAAGACUUGGACCAGAGCAGGGAGCCCGGGGUGCUGCGGCAGCAGGCUGGGGCUGGGGGGCGGGGUGUGAGGGUGGCAUGCGGCUGAGGGCAGGGCCAGGGCUGGUGUCCCUAAGGUUGUACAGAUUCUUGUGAAUAUUUGUAUUUUCCAGAUGGAAUAAAGGCCCAAGUAAUUAA